ACCUACUUUGAUGCGAGUCGCGCGCAUACAUGUAAACUAUGCUCGAUACCGAUUUGAAAAGAAAAAAAAAUAAUUUUUUUCCUUUGAUUCAUUGAGAGGAAAUUUAAAAUUCAAAAGAAAUACCGAAUAAACGGCAAAUUAAACUGUUGAAAUAAUUUGGUGGAAAAUUUUCCGCGCACGAUUUUCAUCGGUAAAUUUUUCCCCUCACAAGACAAAAAAAAAGACUUGAACUGUUCGCGAACUCGAAUUCAUGCAAUCGAAUGACUGUUAUCACUCUGUUAACGGUUUCGUGAAUAUUCAUGUGUUUUGAUCGUUUAAAUCAUUGGUAAAAAGUGAUUCGGAAAUUUAUCAAUUUUAUCAACAAGAAUGUUUAAUUUCUUUUUUUGGGCGAAAAAAUCAUCACAUAUUUGUGAAGACAUUCGAAGAAUAUAAUAUAUUUGAAAAAAUGUGAUCGACAAAAGUUUAAGAGAAAAAAACCCGAAAACAAGAUCGAUCAAAGUUUUCAACAAAUAUUUAUAAAAACAGAGUUACCAAAAAGUGAUCAUCAUCAUUUAAAAAAAAAAAAUAACGGAAAAUCAUUCUUCGGCCACCGGGGAAAAAGUCAUUAAAGUGCAUUUAAACUGAAAGAAAAACAUUGAAAAAUAGAAUCGGAAGAAGAAAACUCAGCGAAAGUCACUGUGAAGUAAUUACAUUUGAAUUGAUCAUAAUCAUCAUUCGGCGGUAUCGAUCUGAACGAAAGUAAGAGAGACAGUGGAAGCUGAAGAAAGCACAAAAAAGACAGACCAAAGAAAAUUGACGAGUGGCGCGCGUAUGUUUAGCGAGAGUGAAGUAAAGACUCAUGUUGUGCUGCGCUCAGUUCAUGAUCAGAAGUGAAAGUUUUUCACAAAAGUAACAAUGUUCGUACAGUAGAUAUAUAUGCUCACAUCGACACAAACACACACAUAUAGACACGCACGCAUACACAUGCACACAGACAAUCGUACCCGAUUGCAAAUUGCGACAGCGCAAAAGAGAAGCAUAGACACAGCGAACAGGCACCGACGACAACGACAACAAGAGAGCUUGUGAGCCGAGUGUUGAGUGUGUUUCUUGUUUCUGGUUUUGUUAAAGUGCAACUUGAUUUAGAGUUCGCACGUAGUUUGUUGUUCGGCUGUGUUUUGUCCAAAUAUUUUAUGUGCUUGACUCUUGAUCGUGGUGUAUACUUUUUUUUCUCUCUCACUGUAAAGCGUGCUUUUCGUUUCGCUUGAUUUGAACUGUCUAUUGGAUUAAAAAAAAAUAAUAAUAAACAAUUUGUAGCUGAUUUAUGCAUUUUUUGUUGUUGAGGAUUUUACCAUAACUAUUGAAUAUAAACAAUUUUUGUUCUGGUGAUUGCAUUUGCAGCAUGAUGGAAAUAUAAUGUGCGGAAAGAAAUUGUACACAUCGUUACCGACAUUUAACUAUUGGAUUAAUUUAUAAGUUCCGUGUGAACGCAAAUGCCAACGGAAAUGCUUGAAACAGACGCAUUCAACAAACAUGAAACACUAAGUUUGAUAAGUUAAUCGCAAAUUCGGCGAUUUUGUGUUGAUAUUUUGUAGAAAAAGUGAUUGACAGCAAAGGCACAUGUGAGAUAAAGACAAUCGGUAUUCCGACGAUAAACAAAAAUUAAAAUGAAUUCAAAUCAAAUUAAAUUACUUGACUUUAUUCCGGAAACAUGAACGGAAAUUUGUGAUUUUUUUUAAAGAGAGAAAGAAAAAUAGAAGGACCUAUGUGAUUACCCCAAAGAAAAAAAACUGACCCAUAUCCAGUGAUUUCAUGAUUGAUCUUGUAACAAAGUUACUUAGACACAACCAAUUAAACCCAGUAACGAAACAAUGUGAACAUUAUAAAAAUUGAAAACAAGUGCAACAAAAAAAAAACGACGACAUCAAAAACAAACAAGACAUUGAGACAUAAAAAAACUCAAAAUAAAAUUACAGAAUUAUUUAUUUAUUCUCUUUCGUUUUGGUCGAGGAUUUCGGAUUGUAAAAGAAAAAAAAUUGAAGAACAAAAAAAAAUUAAACGAUAGGCUUUAUAAACAAAAAAUUAAAUAAAUAAAUUGUGAAAUCCAAAACACACGAACCUGGUCAUCAAAAUUUUGGAUUAGAUUUUUCCGUUGCGAAAAUUAAAUUUGAAAAAUUAAAAAAAAAGAACUAAAAGCUUCAAUAGAACGAGACCAUUUCGAUUCGUAUAUAAAGUAAAAAUGACAUCGCUAGAUCAUGAAUUAUGACACUAAGCCGAAGCCCGUAUAGCGAGCUCGAUAAAAUGAGCCUAUUUCAGGAUCUGAAAUUGAAACGAAGAAAAGUUGAUUCUCGAUGCAGCAGUGAUGGUGAAUCAUUAGCCGAUACGAAUGCUUCUUCGCCCGAUUUAAUAGUACCACUUUCACCAAAAAUGUGCGAUCAUGGUGGAUCUGUUUCAUCUCAACAACUGCACAGCCAACAAUCACACGAGAAAAAUCGCAACUCUGUGUCACCAGCAGCACUGGAUAACGACUACAAUAGCACAUCAACAGACAGUACGGCGACUGAUGUGCGUUCGGAUACAUUUAUGCAAGCAUCACCACAAAGUAGUAUAACCGUUACCGCAACAAAAAUCGAUGAUAAAAACGUGUCAACCGGCGGAUCAACGCAAGCCAUUCAAAUGUCCAUUGCCGAAAAGCAGAAUGCGAUUGUGAAUACAGUGGCCGCUGCAGCGAAUGCAAAUAUGAAUUUGAAUAAAAGCAUCAAGCUGAUCAACAGUACCAAUAAUAAUAGUGUAUUUUUAAGUAAUCACAGUGGAAAUGACCGCCGUGACCAUAUCGCGCCCAAUGAAAAUAUUAACGAUAACAACAAUAAUAACGGCAACAAUAACAAUGAUUCGAUGCCUAACACAAGUGUGAUUCGAUUGGUGGGAGAAGAGCGUUUGCCAUCGCCAACAAAACAAGCAUUUCAACCGCAAACCACAAAAUCUACAAUCAAUUCGUUUAAUGCACCGUCUCAACGAAUUAUGUCACCGCAUGCCACCGUAUUAGUUACCCCGUUGCGGAUUAAAACUGAAGCAAAUUCGCAUCAAAACAAUUGCAUAAAUGCAAACAACCAUUCAACUUCAGUAACGACUGCCAUUACAUCGAUGUCAGACUAUCGAAAAGGUAUGCCAUCGAUGCAACAUAAUACAAAUAAUACCGUACCAACCGUUGUUACAAUUGAGACCAAUAACAAUUUGAGUAACAGCCUAAGCAAUUGCAACAAUGGCAAUGGCCAUGGUAACGGAAAUACGACGACGAAUUUAAAUCACACAAAAUCAACCACAUUGCAACGAAUUGACACGGAUACAAAUUCCAAACUAAAUCCAUUAUCACCGCAAAAGGUACAAAUUGUUCAAACAACAACGCAACAACAACAACAACAACAACAACAACAACAUCAACCACCAUCAUCACGGGCUGGUCUUCAAAUGUCGGCCUCGAAAAAUUCCUUUUCACCGCAAAUACAAAAUAAUCAAGAUGUAAACAAACAUCAAAUGCCGCCGAUGAAAAAUUACAUAUUCCCGGUGAAUUUGCAUGCGGCCAUCACAAAUCCAAAUCCAAAUCGUAUCAAACGUGAACGAUCUCCAAAUCUGUCAAUCAAUCCACAAACACAAUCGUUACCAAUGUCAUCAGUUCAGCAUUCACAGGCGCCGAAUCAAUCGAUCACAACCGUUACACCAGUCACAUCAACCGGUCAAAUGUUGCAUCCAUCGAUUCAAUUACAGCAUCCCGGACGUGAUGGUGCCAUUUUAUUCCGGGUUAAAAAUGAUGCUCAAUUACCGUGUUUGAUUCAAACAAACAAUCAAAAUCGCAUCAUGUGGAAUUCAAAUACACGCAUAAAUGGCGUUAAACCGGAAAUUAUCGGUGGACCAAUACCAUUACGAUCGCCUGUUUCAAAUUCUGGCCAUACAUCGGUGUCAACGACAAAUCCGAAUGCAUCACAGCCACGCAACACACCAACCGUUAUAAUGGGUGAAAGUUGUGGUGUUCGUACUAUGGUAUGGGGCAUUGAAACCGGACCACAACAACAACAGCCACCACAUCAACAAACAUCACAAUCCAAUUCAAUUAAUCUACAAAAUCAUAAUCAGAUACAAUUGGCUGGACCAUCGAAUAACGAAGAAGCGGCCCAAUUGUUGCUGAGUCUUGGACAAAAUCGAACAAAUGAAAUGCGAUCGAUGCAACAGCAGCAAACAAUUCGUUCACAAAAUCCACUAAAUAUGGAACGCCUAUGGGCAGGCGAUUACAGUCAAUUACCCAGUGGACAACAAAUACAAGCCUUGAAUUUAAGCUCUCAACAACAAUGGUCGAAUCCAUCACAACCGAUGAAGAAUGAACAAGAAGUGCCACCAGAAGACGACGAACAACCGUUAGUUUGUAUGAUUUGUGAGGAUAAAGCAACUGGUUUACACUAUGGAAUUAUAACGUGUGAAGGUUGCAAAGGAUUCUUCAAACGAACAGUACAAAAUAGACGAGUCUACACAUGCGUUGCCGAUGGUACAUGCGAAAUAACAAAAGCGCAACGAAAUCGAUGUCAGUAUUGUCGAUUUAAAAAGUGCAUUGAACAGGGCAUGGUCUUACAAGCGGUGCGAGAAGAUCGUAUGCCUGGUGGGCGAAACAGCGGUGCCGUAUACAAUUUGUAUAAAGUGAAAUAUAAAAAACACAAGAAGUCUGGACAGAAAGUGAAUCAUACAGCCGCAACGUUGCAACAACAAGCACAACACCUACAAUCACAACAGCAUCAACAACAACAACAACAACAACAACAACAGCAGCAGCAGCAGCAGCAGCAUCAGCAGCAACAACAAAAGCUCAGCAUGAUUUGCGGUGAUACAAAUUCGUUGCUUGCAUCGCAACGGAUAAACAAUUUAAAAACGGAGAAUAUUGUCAAUAACAUCCCAUCGCAUUUGUUGAAUGGCACCAUUCUAAAAACGGCUCUAACCAAUCCAAGUGAAAUUGUACAUUUGCGACAUCGUCUCGAUAAUGCGGUCAGUUCAUCAAAAGAUCGUUCUGUUUCGUAUGAGCAUGCGAUGAGCAUGAUUCAAACAUUAAUUGAUUUCGAUGCAAUGGAAGACAUUGCAACACUGCCACAUUUUCCAGAAUUUCUGGAAGAUAAAUCGGAAAUUGGUGAUAAAUUAUGUAACAUCGGUGAUUCAAUAGUUCAUAAGUUGGUAUCGUGGACGAAAAAGUUACCAUUUUAUUUGGAAAUACCAGUGGAAAUUCAUACCAAAUUAUUGACCGAUAAAUGGCAUGAAAUUUUAGUAUUAACAACAGCCGCUUAUCAAGCACUACAUGGCAAAAAAUCAACGGCUCAAAUCAUUCAAAGUGCACAGCAUCAAAGUCAAACGCCGUUUUUGGAAAAAGACGAUCCUGAAUAUGUUCACGAGGUGAACACGCAUUUGUUAACACUACAAACAUGCUUGACUACGCUAAUGGGUCAUCCCAUCUCAAUGGAGCAAUUAAGACUGGAUGUCGGACACAUGGUUGAAAAGAUGACACAAAUCACAAUCAUGUUCAGACGCAUCAAGCUCAAAAUGGAGGAAUAUGUCUGUCUUAAAGUGUAUAUUCUACUAAACAAAGAAGUUGAACUUGAAGGAAUUCAGGAGCGAUAUAUACAAGUAUUGCGAAGUUAUUUGCAGCACACAUCACCAAAUAAUCCGGGUCGACUUGGUGAAUUGUUAGCUCAUAUACCUGAGAUUCAAGCAGCUGCAAGUUUACUGCUUGAAAGUAAAAUGUUUUACGUACCAUUUGUGCUGAAUUCGGCUAGCGUAAGGUAAAGCGGUGGUAUUCAACGAACAGUGAAACCAGUUCAAAACAUCAACCGACACAAAACCUUAUGAAUGUAAAAUCGAUUAUAUAGAUGUUAGCCGCGCAUCGAAAAAUGCUUGAGUUUUUUUUCACAUAUUUACACAUCCACACCGGCAGUACAAUGAUCGAUUUGUUCUCAUCUCACAUUAAAAAAAAAAAAAAACAACAACAAUAACAACAAAAAUUAAAUUGUAAAGAAAUUAAAUAAUACUGAAUGAAUGAAGAAAGAAAAGAAGAAAUCCUAUCGAAUUUGCUUUCGAAAUGAAAACAAUUUGAAUUGUUAUAAUGGAAAAGAAAACUAUACGAAUAUAAUAAUGAUAAUAACGAUGAACGCGAGAUGUACCUAUAAAAUUUAAAAUCAUUUUUAAACGUAAAUCGUAUUAAUUUAAAAUAAAAUUCACACACACACACAGAUACACACAUACACAAAACGCAUGUAGAAAAUUGAUAAAGAAGAAGACGAAGAAAGGGAUAAAAAACAAAUAAAAUAUAUGAAACAAUUGGAAACAGGAUUACCAGAGCAUACAAAUACAUAUAUAUUAUAUGAAUUAUAUUAUAAAAUGACUAUAUUUACACUUUGCAUAUUAAUCUAUAGUUAUGUAUUGUCGCGUAAAUAAAUGAAGAGAGAAAAAUAAAGUAAAUGAAAAUGACUAACAUUAAUCUUAUAGAUGAAUUGGAAAUGCGUUAGAUUUACAACAACAAAAAUACACACACAUGAUGAACGUUGAGAUAUAUGAAUAAUAACAUUUAAAUUUACUAAAUUAAUAUUGAAUUUGCAAAUGUUUGCAGAAUAUACAAACACAUAUACACCCACACACCCACAUACACACACACAAUGACGUGUCAAUCGAGUCGUAUCGCUUGGUUGCAUCGUCAAGCAUUUUUAUUUUUUAGAUAAAUUGAAAAGAAAAAAAAACAUUGUAAUAAACUGCGUUAUAAUUUCUCGUUUUAAUUUAAAAGAAGAUAUAAAAAAACUAUUGUAAUUACUAUUGAACUAUGAAUGUAUUUUUAAGGCGAUAUUUGUCGUUCAUUUUCAUUCUUUAUAUAAAAAAACAGCAAAUGGAAAAAAACCUUUUCUCUCUAUCUAUUUAUCUAUCUUUAUGAUCACUAACAACAACAACAAAAAAAACAGUUCACUGAUCCUCCUCACACACACAUACACAAAAGCAAAUAAGCUCACAGAUUUAAUUCUAUUUCACGUUGACAAAAAAAAAGAAG
Contarinia nasturtii (swede midge) is the source of this 7045-nucleotide messenger RNA. RefSeq names its product hormone receptor 4 (gene Hr4). Gene Ontology annotation, molecular function: DNA-binding transcription factor activity; sequence-specific DNA binding; zinc ion binding. Bases 2242 to 5796 code for a protein of 1184 amino acids. Gene Ontology annotation, biological process: regulation of DNA-templated transcription. The transcript is spliced from 10 exons. The record is from RefSeq and is a predicted model, not a curated record. Lineage: Eukaryota; Metazoa; Arthropoda; Insecta; Diptera; Cecidomyiidae.